CACCGGAGUCUCUAUCCCCUUUACUGUCUUGGCAGAUGCUAGUGGAGUUUAUGUGUACCGAGCUCUUUGACUGAUUCCUUUUAAUGUUAUGUUUGCUCCUUUUUCGACAAUAUAUAUAGACGUAGUUGAGGGCAUGAGGUUGUGGGCUUCUUGCUCAGCCAGUUGGAUUUGAAUUAGCAUUUCCUUUCCUAAUUAUUAGGCAGUGACAGCUAUAAAUACCCUGGAACAUGCCAUCGCCGCCACCUUCAGUCCUCUUCAUCUCCUUUGCUCUUUCUAUUGGUCUUGGAAAAUGGAAGCCUCCAAGCCUAGGAUCUGACACAAACCAAAACCCUAAGAGAGAGCGAGAGAGAGAGAGAGAGGACCACGCAAUUUUAAUCUAUAAAUCAUCCAUCCCCUUUAUAAGUUGCCUGCGUCCACCCCUCCAUCGUAUUUUAUUCUAUCUCAGAGUAGAUCACUCCCAAGGUUUUCUCUCUUUCAUCUAUCAAAGUUGUUCUUCAUUUUCUCAGGAGUAUGGUUUUCUGGGUGUUUGGUUAUGGUUCACUGGUCUGGAACCCUGGGUUUGAGUAUGAUGAGAAAGUCAUAGGCUUCAUCAAGGAUUACAGGCGUGUUUUUGACCUUGCAUGCAUUGAUCACAGAGGUACACCUGAAGAUCCUGCAAGGACUUGCACCUUGGAGCACAUUGAAGGAGCCGUUUGUUGGGGUGCUGCUUAUUGUGUUCGGGGCCGUCCUGAAAAGGAAAGAGCAGCAAUGCAGUACUUGGAGAGAAGGGAAUGUGAAUAUGAUCAGAAGACCCUCGUGGACUUCUUCAAGGAAACAGAUCCCCUGCGGCCUGCUCUAAGCGGAGUUAUUGUGUUCACAUCUACUCCUGACAAAGUUUCAAACAAGUAUUACCUGGGGCCUGCUCCGUUGGAGGAAAUGGCCUGCUUUUCUAUUAAAAUUUUCAGGCAAAUUGCAACUGCUGUUGGACCCUGUGGGAACAAUAGGGAUUAUCUUUUCUCGCUGGAGAAGGCCAUGUUUGAUAUAGGUCAUGAGGAUGACUUGGUUAUAGAGCUGGCAAAUGAAGUUAGGAAGGUGCUUGGAACAAUGGCGAAGGAGAAGAAGCUAGUAGGUUCUCCUCUCAAACCUCUUAAAUCCCAGACCCAGCCACAGAUCCCAACAGUUCAGUUGCAUCUGCUUCCUCCGGAAGCUGUUGCGAUGGAUUUAUAGCUGUCAUCUUUGUAACCCAAAUAUGAAUCACUCACGCUUAUUAUUCUUGGAGAGAAGGGUUUGAGCUAUUCAAUUUUGGUAAGUUGCCCGGCAUUUUUAGUUUAGAACCAAACUGGCCUUGCCUUGAUAACUUUAUUCUUAUUGUUGUUGUUGUUUACUUUAGUAAUAACAAUAUUAUUGUUAUUGCGGUGGUGAGAAUUCCUUUGCAUGCUUGUGUUCUAUAUGUGGGUUUAUAAUUUGGAUGUACAAACACAAAAUGUAUAAUUAUGUUUCAACAAUAAUGAUGAUUGAUAAGCUUGGGCCUA
Molecule: messenger RNA, 1511 nt
Organism: Gossypium raimondii (Peruvian cotton)
Lineage: Eukaryota; Viridiplantae; Streptophyta; Magnoliopsida; Malvales; Malvaceae
Product: gamma-glutamylcyclotransferase 2-1
Exons: 9
Coding region: 511-1206 (231 amino acids)
Biological process (GO): carbohydrate metabolic process; glutathione catabolic process
Cellular component (GO): cytoplasm
Molecular function (GO): hydrolase activity, hydrolyzing O-glycosyl compounds; gamma-glutamylcyclotransferase activity; glutathione specific gamma-glutamylcyclotransferase activity
Source: RefSeq, a predicted model, not a curated record